This is a messenger RNA of Silurus meridionalis, 1659 nucleotides long. It is a transcript of the gene myod1, whose product is annotated as myogenic differentiation 1. Gene Ontology annotation, biological process: positive regulation of myoblast differentiation; regulation of transcription by RNA polymerase II; muscle organ development. The coding region runs from base 161 to 970 and encodes 269 amino acids. The record is from RefSeq and is a predicted model, not a curated record. Gene Ontology annotation, molecular function: protein dimerization activity; DNA-binding transcription factor activity, RNA polymerase II-specific; RNA polymerase II cis-regulatory region sequence-specific DNA binding. The transcript is spliced from 3 exons. NCBI's taxonomy places the organism in Eukaryota, Metazoa, Chordata, Actinopteri, Siluriformes, Siluridae.
GCACAGAGCAGUGCGUUCAAGCCAACCCGGCCUUACCUUCUUGAUAUUUCAACGAACGAAAUAUUGGGUUUAAAACUUACGGACGCUCAAGGGGCAAGCUAACUCUGGGCUACAAGUUAAAAUAUUAAUAAUAAUAAUAAUAACAACACACUACCGAAAAAUGGAGCUGUCGGAUAUUCCGUUUCCCAUCCCCUCAGCCGAUGAUUUCUAUGAUGACCCCUGCUUUAACACCAGCGACAUGCAUUUCUUUGAAGACCUGGACCCCAGGUUAGUGCACGUCAGCUUGCUCAAGUCGGACGAACACAACCACAUGGAGGACGAGCACAUCCGGGCGCCGAGUGGACACCACCAAGCAGGCAGGUGUCUCCUGUGGGCGUGUAAGGCAUGCAAACGGAAAACAACCAACGCAGACCGGCGCAAAGCCGCAACUAUGAGAGAGAGGAGACGCCUGAGCAAGGUCAACGAUGCUUUCGAAACUCUAAAGAGGUGCACAUCUACUAACCCUAACCAGAGGCUUCCUAAGGUGGAAAUCCUGAGAAACGCCAUCAGUUACAUUGAGUCUCUCCAGGCCUUACUCAGAAGCCAAGAAGAGAACUACUACCCGGUUCUGGAGCAAUACAGCGGUGAUUCAGAUGCCUCCAGUCCCAGGUCCAACUGCUCAGAUGGCAUGAUGGAUUUUAAUGGUCCUGCUCGCUCGUCCGGGAGAAGAAACAGCUAUGACAACUCGUACUUCAACGAAACUCCAAAUGCAGAUGUGAGAAGUAACAAGAACCCGGUGGUGUCGAGUUUAGACUGUUUAUCCAGUAUUGUGGAGCGCAUCUCCACCGAGUCUCCCGCCGCACCCUCGCUUCCUGCGGCUGAGCUGUGCGAGGGGAUCACCGGCUCUCCGCCUGAGAUAAGCGCGCCCUCCCCGAAUAAUACCUGCAGCCCCUCCGGCCCGACCCACGACCCCAUCUAUCAAGUGCUCUGAACAGAAAAGAGAAACACAUCCAUACCGACAUCAACAUUUCAGAGAGCGCGAGGGACGUUGUUAACCAGCCACCAUUAACGAGGACUACUACUCUUUUCAUGAACUGAGAAGAAAAAAAAAACUACAACCAAACUGUUCAAGAAUUUGGAGAACGGAUUUUUUUGUCUUUCUUUCUUUAUUUCUUUCUUUAAAAUGUCAAAUUCCAUUAUGAUCGUGGCUCUGCAGAAGUCAGUUUCUUAACUAAGCUUAUUUAUAUAACAAUGUCAAUGUUGCCAUAUGUGACCAUAUUUUCCCUCUUCUCAUUUCUUUCUUUCUUUCUUUCUUUCUUUCUUUCUUUCUUUCUUUCUUUCUUUCUUUCUUUCUUUCUUUCUUUCUUUCCUUCCUUCUUUCUUUCUUGCUUUAUUUCAGACUACGUUCUGUCACUUUCAUAUUUUAUUAUUUCCUAAUUAUUUACGGAGAAUAACCACUGCAGAUAUGAAAAUUAGAGGACCAUUUUUGUACAUGUGUAUAUAAGAGCUGUUUUGUUAAAAAAGAAAAAAGAAAAAAAGAAACGAACAAACACAAUUGUGUAACAUAAUUUAAUAUUGCCUGUUUGAGACGUUUGUUGUGUCCAGCGUUAAACUUUAUAUUUAUACAUCUUCAAUGAGUGAAUGUCGAAUAAAUAAAGAUAUGAAUUAUUUAUACACAGA